AUGAAGGCAGAUCGACGAACUAUGAAUUUUCUCUUAUGGAUAUUAGUCCCAAACUUUUUCCUGUGUUGGACUUCGGUUGACGCACAGAUGGGGUUUGAUGGUCCGCUCUCUGCACAGGAGCAGAUGUACAUCCUGUAUGAAAAAAAAAUGCAGUGCUACCAGAAUCUCUCCAACACUGAACCAGGAACAACAGAUGAGGUGUGCCCUCCAGACUGGGAUGGUCUUAUAUGUUGGCCCCAUGGCUCCCCUGGGCUGAUUACCAAGGUUCCCUGCCCAUCUUACAUCUACGACUUCAAUCAUCAAGGACACGCUUACAGGAAGUGUGACGUCAAUGGUUCCUGGGUGUUUGUGGACCAAUGGAACAAAACAUGGACCAAUUACUCAGAGUGUUUACGCUUUUUUCAGCCCUUCAGUGAUGAAGACCGGAGACAAGACUUCUUUGAGCGGUUGUAUGUCAUGUAUACCAUUGGCUAUGCCGUGUCCUUCACCUCUCUGCUGGUGGCCAUCAUGAUUAUUGGAUACUUCCGGCGUCUUCACUGCACCAGAAACUACAUCCACAUGCACCUAUUUGUUUCCUUCAUGUUACGAGCGGUCAGCAUCUUCGUGAAGGACAAAGUUGUCUAUUCUAGGGCUGGAUUACAGGAUUUUGACUCAGCUCUGCUGGACAACUUAAAAACUGUUAGCAUAGCAUCACUGGACAAGUCGCAGUAUAUUGGCUGCAAGGUGACUGUGCUGCUCUUCAUCUAUUUUCUGGCCACCAAUUACUACUGGAUUCUGGUAGAAGGCCUCUACCUCCACAGUCUCAUCUUCAUGGCCUUUCGAUCAGAUUCCAAAUACCUCUGGGGCUUGAUACUCAUCGGAUGGGGUGUUCCAGCUGUUUUUGUGGCAGUGUGGGCGAUUGUCAGGGCAACAGUAGCAGAUGCAAGGUGCUGGGAGUUGAGUGCUGGGAACAUCAAAUGGAUCUACCAGGUUCCCAUCUUGACAGCAAUUGGGCUCAACUUUAUUUUGUUUGUGAACAUUGUGCGGGUUCUGGCCACUAAAAUACGAGAGACAAACGCAGGGAGAUACGACACCAGGAAACAGUACAGGAAACUGGCAAAGUCCACCCUUGUGCUCGUGCUGGUGUUUGGCAUCCACUACAUUAUCUUUGUUGGGAUGCCUCAUACAUAUCAGGGACCAAGCUGGGAAAUCCGAAUGUACUGUGAGCUGUUUUUCAACUCAUUUCAGGGCUUCUUUGUGUCAAUUAUCUAUUGCUACUGCAAUGGAGAGGUCCAGACAGAGAUAAAGAAAACAUGGACACGGUGGAACCUUUCCUUUGAGUGGGAGGGCCCAGUUGUCUGCGGCCGCUACCGUUACGGGUCUGUGGUUGUUGGUCUCAACAACAACAGCACAAGCAGUCAGUCCCACCUGGCUGCUGCUGGGCCUUCCACACGCUCCACCACACUCGUUUCCAGCCGUGUUUAUCGGAGCACAGGUCCCCCCGUGAUCAGCAUGCAUGCCACCCUCCCAGGGUACGUAAUCAGUACCUCAGAUCCAUUCAUACCCGAGGAACCUGAGGACAGCGGCCCAAAGCGGGGGGAUGAUAUCUCACUGAGGGAAAAUCUGCCUGUUUUAAAUAUGAGCGGAACAGCUGACGAUGAGGAGGAAACGCUUGUAGCAGACAUCUAA
Archocentrus centrarchus (flier cichlid) is the source of this 1668-nucleotide messenger RNA. RefSeq names its product parathyroid hormone 2 receptor a (gene pth2ra). Gene Ontology annotation, biological process: adenylate cyclase-modulating G protein-coupled receptor signaling pathway; cell surface receptor signaling pathway. Gene Ontology annotation, molecular function: peptide hormone binding; G protein-coupled peptide receptor activity; parathyroid hormone receptor activity. The record is from RefSeq and is a predicted model, not a curated record. The transcript is spliced from 13 exons. Lineage: Eukaryota; Metazoa; Chordata; Actinopteri; Cichliformes; Cichlidae. Gene Ontology annotation, cellular component: plasma membrane. Bases 1 to 1668 code for a protein of 555 amino acids.